AGCGUGAGCGCGCCCCUCGCGCCCUCGCACCAACCCCCAAACCGACUUGUGCCGUCAACUGAAUCUUCCCAGCCCGGUGUGGGGACACGGGCCAAGUCCUCGCUGUGUGUGGCGUGCCGAUGACAGCCGCGGGGCUUCUUUCCCCAAGCAGUCUCGGGCGGGCAGGAGGCAAAGUUUGUCGGAGAAUCGGGGUGACUUUGCUCGGGGACCCGCAUCUGCGCGAAUGCGCGGUGCCGCGGAGCGCGUCUCGCAGCAGCUCCGGGCUGGGAACCGGCUAUCCCUCGCUCCCGGAACCCCUUCAGGGGUGUGUUCUAGAAAAGUGGUGACUUGAACUAGAGCUGGAGCGGCAGGAGGGAGCUGCUCGCACCCCUGCAGCCCAGGCGGGGAGGGCGCAGACCCCGCGGUGCUGCCCUGCGGCCGCGAUGAGGGAACAGCCCUCGUUUGCCUGGCGCUGAUACUCGAGGCUGUGGCGGUAGUGGAAUGUGAAAGCCAGGACGGAAUGGAAACAGGGCCAGAAGAUCUCUUAAGGAUGCCUGAGGCAAGUUCUCCCAGGCGAACUCCCCAGAAUGUUCCCUACCAGGACCUGCCUCACCUGGUCAACGCAGACGGACAGUACCUCUUUUGUAGGUACUGGAAGCCCACUGGCACACCCAAGGCCCUCAUCUUUGUGUCCCAUGGCGCUGGGGAGCACUGCGGCCGUUAUGAUGAGCUGGCUCAGAUGCUAAAGGGGCUGGACAUGAUGGUAUUUGCCCAUGACCAUGUUGGCCAUGGGCAGAGUGAAGGAGAGAGGAUGGUGGUAUCGGACUUCCAGGUUUUUGUAAGAGAUGUACUGCAGCAUGUGGACACCAUUCAGAAGGACUACCCUGAGGUCCCUGUCUUCCUCCUGGGCCACUCCAUGGGCGGUGCCAUCUCCAUCCUCGCAGCUGCGGAGAGACCAACCCACUUCUCUGGCAUGGUCCUGAUCUCACCUCUGGUUCUUGCCAAUCCGGAAUCUGCAUCGACUUUCAAGGACAACUUGAAGGUCAUGAAGACCACUAUUGAAAAGGCAACUGAAGUGACGAUGGCUUGGAUACCAUAUGCAUUCCAACUGUGGGUCCUUGCUGCCAAAGUGCUCAACCUUGUCCUGCCAAACAUGUCCUUGGGGCGCAUCGACUCCAGCGUGCUGUCUCGGAACAAGUCGGAGGUGGACAUAUACGACUCCGACCCACUCAUCUGCCGCGCGGGGGUGAAGGUGUGCUUUGGCAUACAGCUGCUGAACGCCGUUUCGAGGGUAGAGCGUGCGAUGCCCAAGCUGACGCUGCCAUUCCUGCUGCUGCAGGGCUCUGCUGACCGACUGUGUGACAGCAAAGGUGCCUACCUGCUCAUGGAAUCAUCCCGGAGUCAGGACAAGACACUCAAGAUGUAUGAAGGUGCCUACCACGUUCUCCACAAGGAGCUUCCAGAAGUGACCAAGUCCGUCCUCCAUGAAAUAAAUAUGUGGGUCUCUCACAGGACAGCAACAACAGGAGCUGGGUGCCCACCCUGAAUGCACUAGCCAGGCAACCAGCUCAUGGUCUGGGGGAAGCAGGCAGAGGAAGGGCAGUGCUGACUGGCUUGAAAAAAACAAUUGGAGGGAACCCUAGUGCAAUUUACUCUGAAGAAAAAAAAGAUAAUUUGUCAUAUAUAAGGCUAUUGGCCACUGACUCUACCACCCUUGGAGGAAGGCACUUUAUGAAAGAGGAAGUAUAUUUUCCACACACAGACUGUGUUGGAAUAUCCUUUGAUUAAAAAAUUCAGCCUCUGCCCACCUCUCCCAGCUCCCGUGGGGUUCAGGGACUCUCACAGUCCCAUGUCCCAGUCUGCAAUAAUCAGAGGUCUCUUUCCUCCUGUCCAAGCCUUCUCUGACUGGCUGUUCUCUGGCAUGUGAUGAGGUGGCCUGUGUCCCCAGAGCUAGCUCCUUAGUAGGCUCAUGUGCCCAUCCGAGUCGCUGCCUCAAAAUGGGCAGCCACCCUAUGACCUGGUCAGCAGCUUCUCAGAUGGAAGCCAGGCUGUGGGGAGGGAGGGUGGCCCAGAAGCUCUUCUCCCCACACAGCCCUUCCCCCCUACUGGGAGUUUGGUUACCCAGAGCAUGUUGUAUGCAUUGAGAAAGGCCCUUUUUCUCAGGUUACUAAGUACUCCGUGCUGAGGAGGGUGACUUUGAAGAUAAGUGUUUAAUAUAUAUGGUAUAUUCUAAAGACUAUAUGGGUGGGGUGGGUGGGUGUAGCCUAAACAGCUUUGAAAGAACUGGUACCCACAGGGCCAGUCUGCUGAAGGUCCCAGUCCCCUAACUGAGGAAAAAAAACAGAAUGGAGGACUGUGGCCUGGUCCCUGUGUGCAGUCACCAGGAGUGGCUUGCCUUAGCGCAGCUACCUCUGGUGGCAAGGGAGACUCUCAUGAAGCCAUGGUGCUGCCCAGGGCAGCCAGAGCACUCAGUGGCCACCCGCAGACAAGGACCACAGCUGUCUGUACCCCAUCACAGGCUGCAGCAGGAUGGCCCAGCCAGGCCUCAUAGAGGCUGCCCUGGAGCAGUGACGUCCAAGCCCCCUGUCCUCUCAGGUGCCCGCCCAGAGGCCUGCCCAGGCCUCACUUAGUGCCAGCAAUAACUGGGGCUCACUGCCCCCUUGAGCACUUUCAUCUUUACAGAGGGGCUUGCUGUUACCUCAGGAGUCUUGUUAGUGCACAUAGGACCCUGGGAAGGGGUGCUCCUGCCAGGGACAACUGCUUGCCUGCAGGGAGGGGUGAGUAGACCCUUGAUCCUCCAGGAAGCUGCAAUUCAGGGCCCUAUUGUCUUGAAAGAGGCACCUGUCAACCUAGGCCCUGUCAUUUCUGGAGUUUAUUCUAAGUCCUUGGGCUCUGCCCUCUCUGGUGGCCCUGACCAUGCAUGGCAGUCAGAAGCAGGCCACUACUACAGGCCAUAGGACACUGUGUCCCUCAGCAGGGCCAAGCACUGCAUGCAGGGAAGGCAGUGUCCAGGAGCUGUCCAGAGCCCUCUCUUAGUUCUGUGUCUCUUUAGAAAAUAAGGACAAAGUAUGCUAAGAGGGGCAGUCAGCACCCCCAGCUGCUCAGGGAGCCCUGGACAGCAGCAGACAGGCAUGGGAUGUUUCUGUUCUCCAUGAAAAACAAAAGACCCCAAUUCCAGACUACUGUGCUUCAGGGCCCAGAUCCGUGAUUCUUCCCAGGAGCUACCCAGGCUGCUCCCAGAAGCACAUGCUGACAGUGCCACUUUGCAGACCACAUGCUCAUCCCUGGGCUGGUGGCUUUCAUGCAAGACUUCAUUUAUAGAGAUGCAUGAGCAUCUGGUUAAAGAAUAGAUAACACUAAAAGAGGGAAGUGACCUGAAAUUGGGACUCUCUUGUGAAACCUGGAACAGGGGACAGGGACAUAAAUGCAUCAUGUCCUACAUGACAAGAUCUGUCUGUAGAGGCCUGGGCCAGCCUUGUGCAGACUCUGCCCUUGGCACUGGAGGAAGCCUGACAAGCUGGGCCUCAUAGUCACCCCAUCACCAGGAUGCAGAGGGAUUGGGGUGUGGGAGGAAUGCUAAUAAGGUAGGAGCCAGCAAGGGGCCAUGAGAGCCCUGCCCAGGUGAAGGGGAGGGGAGCCAGACCCAAGCGCCUGUAACAACACAGCACCUUCUCCAACAAGGAUGGACUUAGUGCCUGAAAAGCUAGUUAGGAAAGGGCGCCACCUGCGGGUAGUAGGGCGUCUCAACCACUAAGCACCAGUUCCUUGGUAGUGAUAGGGAAACAGCCUCCCUCCACCAUGGCCCCCUCAGCUUCUGGGUGUUCUGGGACCAUCAUGAGAGCAGUUGGGGUGCUCUGAUACCACAGGGCUCUGCUCAGGUCCCACCCCAGGCCACCUCACACUUCCCUUUCUCUUCUGAUUGCUAAUGUAACUUUCUAGGGAUCACAGUGGCUCACUGGUCUGUUACUGUCACCGCGCGUGCUCCCCGUGUGUACUCUUAGUGGGGAACCUGCACCGGCUUAGAACUAAAGAAACCGAUGUGCACUACAGCUCACCAUAAUAAACCACGUGCUUUUGGAGA
Mesocricetus auratus (golden hamster) is the source of this 4060-nucleotide messenger RNA. RefSeq names its product monoglyceride lipase (gene Mgll). The coding region runs from base 500 to 1525 and encodes 341 amino acids. NCBI's taxonomy places the organism in Eukaryota, Metazoa, Chordata, Mammalia, Rodentia, Cricetidae. The transcript has 9 exons. Gene Ontology annotation, molecular function: lipase activity. The record is from RefSeq and is a predicted model, not a curated record. Gene Ontology annotation, cellular component: membrane.